AAGCAGAAAGGCUUGAUUUUCAAUUUGCAACCCUUCGUCACCGGUUAGAAUGGCGGCUCGUCUAUUGGCUGCUGCGCUGCCGUGCGCUUUGGCUCUUCCAGGCUUGGUGAAGCCUCAGUCUUUGCCUUCUUCGGUCACGUGCGGCGAGGACAGCGUGAAGGCGGCGACCGGCAUGGUCGUCCGGCACGUCAACCGACAUCACAAGCACGGCUUCAAGUUGCGGCUGCACGAGGUGCAGGGCAGCAAAUACCGGCAGGUCUCGGGAGGUUGCCAUAUUGACAUCAACGUGAAGCUGCUGCAGACCAAAUGUCACUUCAGCAACCCCAAGCUGUGCGAGCUGUGGCGGCAGAAUGAGCGGGGCGCGGUGGCCAUCUGCAGCGUGGAGUUUUGGGUCAUGUGGGGCGCGGCCAAAGUCACCCGCCACGAAUGCACCACCCGACCAGAGCCGUCCGACGAGGAGCUGUUGCUGAUUUGUCCGUCGUGCCCCAAGCUGUUGCCUCUGGAUGACCCGACGGGCGUCGGCGCCGUGCGGGACGCGGUGCUCAAGUUCAACCGGGAGAGUGAGCGGCCCAAUUACUUCGCCUUGCUGGAAGUGGCUCGGCUCACGAGUGUGGUGAAGAUCCUUUGUCGAGUGUUUGUUUGGAUUGGCGCCUGGUGUCCGCCUUCCUUCUAA
Hippocampus zosterae (dwarf seahorse) is the source of this 673-nucleotide messenger RNA. RefSeq names its product alpha-2-HS-glycoprotein-like. Gene Ontology annotation, cellular component: extracellular region. NCBI's taxonomy places the organism in Eukaryota, Metazoa, Chordata, Actinopteri, Syngnathiformes, Syngnathidae. Gene Ontology annotation, biological process: negative regulation of endopeptidase activity. The record is from RefSeq and is a predicted model, not a curated record. Gene Ontology annotation, molecular function: endopeptidase inhibitor activity.